Molecule: messenger RNA, 584 nt
Organism: Antrostomus carolinensis (chuck-will's-widow)
Lineage: Eukaryota; Metazoa; Chordata; Aves; Caprimulgiformes; Caprimulgidae
Gene: BORCS8
Product: BLOC-1 related complex subunit 8
Exons: 4
Coding region: 25-330 (101 amino acids)
Cellular component (GO): BORC complex
Source: RefSeq, a predicted model, not a curated record
GUUACAGACAAGUUCACAGAGAGCAUGUACGUCCUGGCCAACGAGCCCUCCGUGGCACUGUACCGGCUGCAGGAGCAUGUGAGGAGAUCCCUUCCCGAGCUCGCACAGCACAAGUCUGACAUGCAGAACUGGGAGGAGCAAAGCCAAGGAGCCAUCUACACCGUGGAGUACGCCUGCAGUGCCAUAAAGAACAUGACUGACAGCAGUGUGUACUUCAAGAGCAUUGACAGUCUCCUCAAACACGCCAUAGCCAUGAAGGAUGAGCUGAACGCUGCUCAGGGCCGCAGCCCUGUUGCCCCACAAGGCAAGAAUCCUCCAGCCAGUUCCUGAUUUCAGACAAGACUGGCUUGUCCUCUGCCGCCUUCUCCAGCCCAGCUCUAUCUUCUCCAACCACAGGGAGGAGUGAGAAACCACCCGCUCAGUCUCUGAAGCUGCACAGAGCUCUCUGCCUCCCUCUCUGUUCCCAACAACAAGGUGCUGCACCUGAGCAGACAAAUCCUGCCCCUGGGGUCAGGACUGCCUUUGAGAGCUGCUUUGGGGAGGAGUUGUGUCCCUUUCCACAGCACUUUCCACAAGGGGAAUGG